AUGUUCGUUUCCAACGUGCCUUUCAAAAAACGAGAACAUGGUUUCUUUCUAGAGGUGAAUCUCCUCAACCUUGAGAUUCCUGGUGUCGAGAUGCGUGUCCUAUGCCUGCACGGUCGAGGCUCCAACAACGAGAUUUUUAGACUUCAAACAGCAUCGCUCCGUGCCGAUCUCGACGACUUUGAAUUCCAUUUUGUGCAGGGUACUGUGCCUCACACGGAAGGUAACUGGUCACUCUAUACUAAUUCAUUCUCGAAGUUGCCAUUAUACGGAUAUUACAACGGGCUGUCCCCACUUUCGAUAUUACAGACAGAAACGGAUCUUGAACACAUCAUCAAGACAGAAGGACCCUUUCACGGCGUGAUAGGAUACUCAGGGGGUGCGGCGCUCGCUGCCGAGAUCAUCAUUCGCGAUGAGCUUGCGCACCCUUUCAAGUUGCCUGAUGAGCGUCCAUUUCAGUUUGCUGUUUUCAUUAAUGGAGCCUCCCCAUUGAGGGUGUUUCGCUUAGAGGAUGAGAAUGUUGAAGAUGGUGUUAUAGACAUUUCCGAAAUGCUUGCUGAUGCCGAGAGCAUAUUUCUCAGACCAUCGGCUCUGCGGAAGAAAGAUGGUGUUACUGAUGAGGAUCGUGCCAACCAUACCAAAAUGCUGUCUCUUUUGAAACACGUAAUUGGCAAGAGACUAGCCGACGGCACAGUUUUCGUUAGCGAUGGGGAGCAUGGCCUGUGCCGUUACGAGGCUCAUCAUGGUGAACCUUUGAUAUCCAUUCCUACGUUACAUGUCAGAUCACCCGAUGAGAAAGAUCCUCAUCAAGGCCUUCACCUGUCCAACCUGUGCGAAAAGUCGUUAGUACGAGAAUUCUUCCAUGAUUAUGGGCACGACUUUCCGCGUGGAAGGUAUGAGAUGAAAAAGCUCUCACAACUAAUUCGUGAACUAGCAGAGACAAUAUAG
This is a messenger RNA of Exophiala aquamarina CBS 119918, 945 nucleotides long. RefSeq lists its product as uncharacterized. The record is from RefSeq and is a predicted model, not a curated record. The transcript has 5 exons. The coding region runs from base 1 to 945 and encodes 314 amino acids. Lineage: Eukaryota; Fungi; Ascomycota; Eurotiomycetes; Chaetothyriales; Herpotrichiellaceae. Gene Ontology annotation, cellular component: nucleus; cytoplasm.